Molecule: messenger RNA, 1422 nt
Organism: Suillus bovinus
Lineage: Eukaryota; Fungi; Basidiomycota; Agaricomycetes; Boletales; Suillaceae
Exons: 4
Coding region: 1-1422 (473 amino acids)
Molecular function (GO): nucleic acid binding
Source: RefSeq, a predicted model, not a curated record
AUGUUCCUAUGGAUGUAUGUUGAUCAACAGAACCCUCGAACAUGGACCGAAGCCUCUCGUGACACAGCACAGGCUCACCAAAAAGCUGCCCAUACAGCCCGACUCCUUUGUAAAUGGGCACGUUCAUUUGUCGAACACCAUGGCAACCUCCCAAUGAACCUUUACGGAAGUUGGAAUGUGUCCCUGCUUGAUAAAGGGGACCUUGCCGAAGCUAUUCACAGGCACCUGCAAAGCAUCGGAAAAUAUGUCAGAGCACAGGACAUUGUUGAUUACCUUGCACAACCCAAUGUACAGCAGAAACACGGCUUGAAGAAGACAAUUUCCCUCGCAACUGCUCAACAGUGGAUGCACAUGAUGGAUUUUCGCUGGACGAAGUCUCCGUCAGGUCAAUAUGUCGACGGUCACGAACGUGAUGACGUCGUUACAUACCGUCAAAAAAAAUUCCUACUGUCGAUUGCAGAACUCUUCAUACACAUGCGUACGUGGAAGGAUGGUCUUGAAGAAGCUAGUGAUGAGCCUCGCCCACACACCCAGCUUUACUGGGUGCACGGAAACGAAACUGCGAAGCCUCGUCCCAAAGGGGAAGGGGCCUCAUUGAUGGUCGCAGACUUUGUUUCAGCCGAUUACGGGUGGCUGCGCUCAAGUUGUGGUGAAGAAGCUGCCAGAAUACUUUUCCGCGCGGGAAAAUCCCAGGACAGCUACUUCACCAAUGCAUCAAUCCUCCGACAUGCUGAAUUGGCCAUGGACAUCCUUGAUCGACACUACCCACAUGACCAGGCAUUCGAGAGAACCAUGAUAGGCAGCGACGGCAAGCCAGUUCAUGGCGCUGAUGGCAAAGCACUCAACGAAAAAGUGCGCAUGGCAGAUGGUGUGUUGCCUGAUGGGAGUGCACAGUGUUUUUACUUUCCAGAAGGUCAUGCACGUGCUGGCAGAUUCAAAGGCAUGGCCGAAAUUCUCAAGGAGCGUGGUUUCGAAGGCUGCAAAAAACUUCGUGUGGAGUGCCCAAACUUCCGGUGCAACCCAAACAUCAAUCGUUGUUGCUGUCGACGUUUGCUAUAUAAUCAGCCCGACUUUUUAAAUGUUAAAUCUAACAUUGAACUUGCUUGUGAAAAACGUGGUUACAAGGUCCUGUUCUUGCCAAAAUUUCAUUGUGAACUCAACUUCAUCGAGCAGUGCUGGGGAUUUGCCAAGCACCAUUAUCGACAAUUGCCACCAAGCUCGUCCGAGGCAGUGCUCAUGCAGAACAUUAUUGAUUCUCUUGAAGCUGUUCCACUUGUAUCAAUGCGAAAGUUUGCUACACGAUCACUGCGUUUUAUGGACGCAUACCGCAAGGGUUUAAAUGGCAAGCAAGCUGCAUUUGCGACGAAAAAGUAUCGUGGUCACCGCACUCUCCCACUGUCUGUUUUUGAUGAUCUCGCCUGA